Messenger RNA from Cooperia oncophora, 324 nucleotides. The record is from the annotation of a GenBank genome assembly. NCBI's taxonomy places the organism in Eukaryota, Metazoa, Nematoda, Chromadorea, Rhabditida, Trichostrongylidae.
AUGGUAACGGAACCUGAACACGUCAUGAAAUUCGAAAUUCUUCGCACAGCUGGCAGAGCUCGUCAUGGCCUGUUAUCACUGCCUCAUAGCGACGUAAAAACGCCUGUGUUCAUGCCAGUGGGGACGCAAGGAACAAUGAAGGGUGUUUUACCUGAACAGCUGAUCGCAAUGGAUUGUCGGAUCCUUUUAUGUAAUACAUACCAUCUUGGGCAUCGACCUGGUCAUGAGCGUGUUCAAAAAGCCGGAGGAUUGCAUAAAAUGAUCAACUGGCCGCGAUCGAUUCUGACAGAUUCUGGUGGUUUUCAGGUGAAAGUUCAAUCUUAA